Messenger RNA from Clarias gariepinus (North African catfish), 1573 nucleotides. It is a transcript of the gene hmx1, whose product is annotated as H6 family homeobox 1. Gene Ontology annotation, biological process: regulation of transcription by RNA polymerase II; negative regulation of DNA-templated transcription. The record is from RefSeq and is a predicted model, not a curated record. Gene Ontology annotation, cellular component: nucleus. The transcript is spliced from 2 exons. NCBI's taxonomy places the organism in Eukaryota, Metazoa, Chordata, Actinopteri, Siluriformes, Clariidae. Gene Ontology annotation, molecular function: RNA polymerase II transcription regulatory region sequence-specific DNA binding; DNA-binding transcription factor activity, RNA polymerase II-specific. Bases 250 to 1122 code for a protein of 290 amino acids.
CCCAGGCGCUGUCAGCCACAGAGCAGGGAUUUGCAGACAGUAAUAGCCUUUUACCGUACGCGUCCAAUAUACCAGUGUGAUUGUCCAAAAAGCGUGACGUUCCCGGUUUGGUAUCUCAGGACUUCAUCUCAGUAAGACAUGGUGCAACGGGGACAUCUUGAAGAAACAGUUUCAUAAUUUUUUAGCGUGACACACACCCACCCUCUUCACACACAUGAACUUGGAUUUUAUGCUAAAUAAAAAAGGAAGAUGCCUGAAACAAUCACAGAGAGCAACACGUCUACGCUGUCGCGAGGAUCUUCGUUUUUUAUCGAGAACUUGCUUGGCUCAGAUCGCACCGAACCUCCUGCCUCUAAUCUCAAACACAUGUGUGAUGGCGAAGGACACAGAGAGAUGAAAAACAAGACAACGUAUCACCAUGAAGUGUGCCGUGCAGAAUCCAGCACAAACUCCAAAAUAGAGAUGUGCCCACCCUCGCCGUCGCCCUGGUAUGGAAGGGACUCCCUGAAUCUCGGGGCUGUCGAGAGAUCUGAUAGUCUGAAAGAGGAAACCCGAAGUUCUUACGAACAAAUCGACUCCGUCUGCAGCGACUGGGACUCCCCGUUGGUGUCUGAAACCCCAGGCAAAGACCACGUGCGCAAAACGGCUGACAGAGCUGAUGCACGAGAUGAAGCGCGACGGCUCUCGGAUGACCACUCGCCUCCUGACACCACCGAGUCCGGCUCAGUGAGAAAGAAGAAAACCCGGACCGUGUUCAGCAGGAGCCAGGUGUUCCAGCUUGAGUCCACAUUUGACGUGAAGCGUUACCUGAGCAGCUCGGAGCGUGCGGGCCUCGCCGCGUCCCUGCACCUCACCGAGACACAGGUGAAAAUCUGGUUUCAAAACCGGCGUAAUAAGUGGAAGAGACAGCUGGCUGCAGAACUCGAGGCUACCAACGCGUCGCACUCAUCUCAACGCGUCGUGCGCGUCCCCAUUCUGUAUCAUGAGAGCGCUACGCUCGGUCUCAAUGUGCCACAAGUGUCGCCUCCUAUCGUAGGUUUUACGAGUUCAGUGAGCUACCCACUCACUAAUUUCACUCACUCAGUGAGUCUGUUGAGAUCACAGCUAGCAGGACUUGUCUAACUUCAUGGACUAACUUCAUGAACAAUCAGGCUUAUCUUGUCACUGAAGUGCAAUAACACACACGGCUGCACAAAACUAUGCAUCCAUCCAAAGAAGUCAAAUAUUCUGAUAAAACAGCAAAUCCCCCAGCCUAACUAUGAAUGAAUACUUAGUGUUGGAUUGUCUUCCAGAUGUGUACAAAUGACCAAAUAAAUAGGCUUUACCUCUUUUGUUGUCCCUCUGGGGAACCAUUACAUGUUCUCUGUAGAACCUCUAAAUGUGUUUCCCUUUUUGAAAGAAUUAAUAGUUCAAUGAGCCUUUUUGUAAGCGUGCACAAUUUAUUAAACAAUGGAAGUUUUACUGUGUAUAUAACAGAGUAUUUUAUUUGCAUUGUUAUUUCUAAUCUCUAAAAUAGUCUAUGCAUGGGGAAUCAGGCCCUCCUAUUGGCCUAUAUGUAUUUAUUUAAGACUUU